Solanum lycopersicum (tomato) is the source of this 2178-nucleotide messenger RNA. It is a transcript of the gene app1, whose product is annotated as Xaa-Pro aminopeptidase 1. The record is from RefSeq and is marked validated. Lineage: Eukaryota; Viridiplantae; Streptophyta; Magnoliopsida; Solanales; Solanaceae. Gene Ontology annotation, molecular function: metalloaminopeptidase activity.
GCCAUGGCCAUGGACUAGAGAUGAAAACCACAAGUCAAACUCCAAUCUCUAAUCGAAAGAGACGAUGGCGGAUACACUCGCUGCUCUUAGGUCUUUAAUGUCCUCUCACUCUCCUUCUCUUCAUGCUCUGAUUAUUCCUUCCGAAGAUUAUCAUCAGAGCGAAUAUGUAUCGGCACGGGACAAAAGACGCGCAUUUGUUUCUGGAUUCACCGGAAGUGCUGGUUUGGCGCUUAUAACCAUGGAUGAAGCACUUUUAUGGACCGAUGGCAGGUAUUUCUUACAAGCAGCUCAGCAGCUCAGUGACCAGUGGAAGCUCAUGCGUAUGGGAGAAGAUCCUCCCGUUGAUAUCUGGAUGGCCAAUAAUCUACCAAAGGAUGCGGCCAUUGGUGUGGAUACGUGGUGUGUAUCAGUAGAUACUGCACAGAAAUGGGAGUGUGCUUUUGCUAAGAAACAACAAAAGUUGGUACAAACAACUAGAAACUUGGUUGAUGAUGUUUGGAAAAAUCGGCUACCUGCCCAAGCAAAUCCUGUAAUUGUGCAUCCGUUGCAAUUUGCUGGUCAGUCUGUUGCAGAGAAGUUGAAAGAAUUGAGGAAAAAGCUUGUAAUGGGGAAAGCUUGUGCUAUUAUUAUAACAGCGCUUGAUGAAGUUGCAUGGUUAUAUAAUGUCCGUGGCAGUGACGUAUCAUAUUGCCCAGUUGUUCAUGCAUUUGCGAUUGUGACUAUAGAUUCAGCCUUCUUCUACGUGGAUAAGCAAAAAUUGUCUCCUGAGGCAAACUCUUACAUGGAAGAAAAUGGAAUUAUGGUGCGGGAUUAUGGUGAUGUUAGCUCAGAUGUGGUCCUCCUUGCAUCUGAUCAACUCACUUCUUGCUCCUCAACUAAGGGGUCUAAAGGGAACCCAAAGAUUGAUGUUAGAAAUGCCACUUAUGUAGGAAAUAGUGAUAGUCAUGCUGCUGAGUUUGUAAAUGACCUCAUUUGGGUUGAUCCUGGAGCAUGUUGCUUCGCUUUGUAUUCUAAAUUGAGUGCUGAUAAAGUUCUCCUUCAGCAAUCACCUUUGGCCCUUGCAAAAGCUCUGAAGAACCCUGUUGAGAUAGAAGGAUUAAAGAAGGCCCAUUUUCGGGAUGGGGCAGCUGUUGUGCAAUAUCUUGUCUGGCUUGAUAAGCAGAUGCAGGAAAUAUAUGGAGCAUCUGGUUAUUUCAUGGAGGCUGAGAGUACCAAACAGAAGAAACAACUGGGGACUAAAAGACUGACAGAAGUCUCUGUGAGUGAUAAGCUGGAGGAGUUCCGUGCAUCAAAGGAGCAUUUUAGAGGAUUAAGUUUCCGAACUACCUCUUCUGUUGGCUCAAAUGCAGCCAUUAUCCACUAUAAACCUGAGGCAGAAACAUGUGCUGAACUCGAUCCAGAUUGUAUUUACCUAUUCGAUUCUGGAGCACAGUAUCUGGAUGGAACAACUGAUAUUACACGGACUAUUCAUUUCGGAAAACCUUCUCCACAUGAGAAAUCUAGUUACACGGCGGUUCUUAAAGGACAUAUAUCUUUGGGAAACGCCAGGUUUCCUAACGGAACCAAUGGGCAAGCUCUUGACAUUCUUGCUCGAAUUCCUUUGUGGAAAGAUGGUCUUGACUAUAGGCAUGGUACUGGACACGGGAUCGGGUCUUACUUAAAUGUACAUGAAGGACCUCAUAAUAUUAGUUUCAGGCCAUCUGCACGGGAUGUGCCGCUACAAGUUUCAAUGGCUGUAACAGAUGAACCUGGUUAUUAUGAAGACGGGAACUUUGGUAUAAGAAUAGAGAAUGUUCUUAUUGUCAAGGAGGGCCAUACGAAGUUCAACUUCGGCAAUAAGGGCUACUUAUCAUUUGAGCAUAUAACUUGGGCACCAUACCAGAGGAAACUAAUUGACGUGAGCCUUCUGAUUCCUGAAGAGAUUGAAUGGUUAAAUGAAUACCAUGCAAAAUGUAGGGAAAUUCUUACUCCUUACCUGAAUACAUCUGAGAUGGAAUGGCUGAAGAAGGCUACCGAACCCAUUGCAGCUUGACAUGCCUCAUUUGUUAGGGGAUUGGAGUUGAGGUUAAUCAAAGGCUACUGAUCCUUUUCCAGCUUAAGCCCUUCAUCAUAUGUAGUUAAAUCAUAAAGAUGCGACAAGUCUAUGCUGCGUUUCGACGGAGUUAAUACCGUAACUCA